AUGACCCGUGUACGAUGUAUUGUUAACACUAUCGAUCAGUUUACCGAUUAUGAUGAGUGUGCAUAUUUUCUCGAACAGAUCAAAGACGAAAAAAUAUUUAUGAUUAUAUCCGGUGAUCUCGUUGAACACGUGGUACCUGCCCUUCAUGAUACGCCGCAACUCGAUUCCAUCUUCGUUUUUUGUGGCAACCAGACACUAAAUGAACAAUGGGUCAGCACAUGGCCGAAAGUGAAAGGCGUCUUUACAAAUAUCGAACUCAUCUGCCAGUCACUUAAGAAAGCUGCACUCCGAUGUGAUCAAAAUUUCAUUCGAAUCAGUCUUGUUCCGCCGAAUGACACAUCUGCAACAUUCAAUCAAAAUCUCAAUCAACUGGACCAUACGUUCAUGUACACACAAAUUCUCAAAGAGAUUCUCCUCGAAAUCAAUAACUAUGGCACAAAGUGCGUUCAAGAUUUAGCCUACUACUGCCGUGAGCAAUCCAUUGAUUCUGGGAAUAUUGAUAAGUUCGAGCAAGAAUACCGCCUUCAAACACCUGUCUGGUGGUACACUUACGAUUGUUGCCUCUAUCCAAUGCUCAAUCGGGCAUUACGAACUCUUGAAGUAGAUACUAUAGUGAAAAUGGGCUUCUUUAUUCAUGAUCUCCAUCAACAAGUGCAACAACUUCACAACCAACAGGUAUCGGCAACAACAUUUGUUGUUUACCGAGGGCAGGGUUUGUCGGAGAACAACCUUCAAAAUAUACGAAAGAUGAAAGGUGGACUGCUAUCAUUCAACAAUUUCUUGUCGACUAGCAAAGAUCCUCAUGUAUCUUUCCUAUUCGCUGAGAGUGCUCUUUCGAACCCUGAAUUGGUUGGUAUCCUGUUCCAAAUGACCAUCAAUCCCGUUAUCUCGUCUGCUCCAUUUGCCGAUCUAAACGAAGUCAGCUGCUACAAGGACCAAGAACAAGAGAUUCUUUUCUCCAUGCACACAGUUUUUCGGAUUGAUGGAAUUACACAAGUUGAUGGCAGCAAUCGACUCUGGAGAGUUGAACUCACAUUGACGGUUGACAAUGACCCGCAAUUCAACGCUCUCACUGAACGAAUACGACAAGAGACUACAGGAUCAUCUGGAUGGUCCCGGCUGGGUCAGUUGCUCAUUAAACUCGGCGAAUUCGAUCAAGCCGAACGGGUAUACGAAACACUACUAGAUCGGAACACAUCUGAUGAGUGUGAGAUGGCUCGUCUCUACUAUCAACUAGGAAGGGUCAAGGAUAUGCAAGGUGAAUAUCGGACUGCACUUACGUUCUACGAUAAGUCACUUGAAAUUCGUGAAAGAGUUCUUUCUUCGAAUGAUCCCGAUUUGGCUUGUUCCUACAGCAGCAUCGGUAUUGUGUAUUACCACAUGGGCGACUACUCAGAAGCACUUUCGUCUCACGAGAAAGCGCUUGAAAUCCGACAAAUAGUUCUCCCUCCAAAUCAUCCCGAUUUGGCUUAUUCCUACAACAGCCUCGGCUUGGUGUACGACGAUAUGGGUGAUUACACAAAAGCACUUUCGUGUUACGAAAAAGACCUCGAAAUCACGGCAAUAGCUCUUCCUCCAAAUCAUCCCGAUUUGGCGACUUCCUACAACAAUAUCGGCUUGGUGUAUAGGAACAUGGGCGAUUACUCACAAGCACUUUCGUAUUACGGAAAAGCACUUGAAAUCUGGAAAAUAGUUCUCCCUCCAAAUCAUGCCAAUUUGGCGAAGCCGUACAUCGGCAUAGGCGUAGCGUAUUAUAACAUGGGCGACUACUCGGAAGCACUUUCAUCUCACGAGAAAGCGCUUGAAAUUCGACAAAUGGCUCUCCCUUCCAAUCAUUCCGAUUUGGCUUAUUCUUACAACAAUAUUGGUUUGGUGUACAGGAGCAUGGGCCAUUACUCGAAAGCACUGUCGUUUCAGGAAAAAGCACUUGAAAUCCGACAAAUAGCUCUUCCUCCAAAUCAUCCCGAUUUGGCGACUUCCUACAACGACGUCGGCAAUGUGUAUGACAAUAUGCAUAACUUUUCAAAAGCACUUUGGUUUUACGAACGUGCAGUUGAAACGGGACAACGUUCACUUCCUCCAGACCACUCUCAUCUGCAACUGUAUAGAAGAAACCUUGACAAUGCGAAAAAGAAUUGUAAAUAA
Adineta ricciae is the source of this 2145-nucleotide messenger RNA. NCBI's taxonomy places the organism in Eukaryota, Metazoa, Rotifera, Eurotatoria, Adinetida, Adinetidae. The record is from the annotation of a GenBank genome assembly.